CGUCAUAGAAAUGUAUCCAUAAUUUAAAAAAGUAAUUUGGAAAUCAUAAAAAAUUGCUUAUAUUAAUAUAAAAACGUUAGAAUUAUUUUUGCUGUAUUAGACGGAAUUAUUCCACCCAAAUUCAUAAAAAAAAAACACGCCUGAAAUACGAGCCUGGAUUUUGGGUUUUUAUACUGAAACAUUUGCGGCUAUUUUUUGUUGUGAAGAGCUAAAUGCUUGUCUCUUGCCAAUUAGGCAAUAAAUAAAGUAGAAUGUGACUGGCAUAUGCAAACAAAUGUGCGCAACAUUUGGUAAUUAUUGACAUCAUUUGAGCCAAUUUUAUUUGCUGCUAAUGGGCGUGACAUAAACAAUAAGCCGCAAAUAUAGAUACACAUAUACACACGUAGAUACAUAUAUAUAUAUAUAUAUGUGCAUAUAUCUAGUCCGAUAUGACCAUGAGCCUGUGUUUUUUAUCUCAAAGCCCCUAAACAUGCUACCUUAAUGACUUUUUGUUGUUCUUGUUGUUGUUGUUGUUGGCAGCUCGCAUUACAAAUCAAACAAUUGGCGGCUUGGAGUGUGGGCGCCCUGACAGGAUAUGUUGUUUUGUCCCAUCCUUUUAGCUGGCAAUUAGCGGCCUCUAACGGCGUUUCUAAUUGAUUGAUUGAUUGCUCCAGAGACCCGGCCACACUUAUAACAAGGGAGCGUUCGCAUUUCCAACAGGCGUAGCUCUCUCUCCAUCCCCUAUACAUACAUAUAUAUAUAUAUAUAUAUAUAUGUUUAAAUCUAUAUUGUAUGUGCGACUAAAGGUAGUUAGCUAGUUAGAUCCAUUUGUUGACACUGCGAGCGCUAAAUGGCUCAUCAAUAUUACGCCCAUUUGCCAUAUCAAUAUCUAAAUAAUUUCCAUAUCUGAUAAGCAAAUUGGUUUCAGACACAUCGAACUCGCAGCGCUCACUUUCCAGAGUUGGCAAUCGCGUAUGGCGUUAAGUCCGCCGACUUUUGCCGUAUUAAAUGACAACAGGCAAUACGACUUGUGAUAACAUAUGAAUGCCACUCGACUUAAGUGCUGCUUCUUCUACGAAACUGAUAGAUAGUUGGCAAUUAGCUUGUUGGAUGUGCUUCUGAAUGUUCUAAAGUGCGCAUCUGGCUCUCAAGUUGAAUUUAAUUUCAAUUUACCAAAACUUCAAGUCCACUUUAGGGUUAACUUAUUUACUUAGCCAAGAUGUUCCUUUAACUUAGCUUAAGUAUUUUAGGUUUUAUAAAGUGAUUGUAAAGUCAAUAUUAAAUCUAGCUACUUAAACUAGAAAUUUAAUUGAAAAAUUCUGAAGUAAAGUUUUCCAUACAGCUUUCCAACUUCCUUGACUAAAAUUGAACCGAAUUUCAUGCAGAAUAUACUUUUAAUUAACUUCCAAAUAUUAUUUGUUCCUAUCUUGGAUUCCAGUUUUACUCCAGACACUUUGAUAAUUCAUGAAUUAUUAAAAUCAAGGCAAAAUUUGGCUUUGAACCGAACCGGUUCGUACUAAGAAUUCCAAUUUAUUUUCUACCAUGAAUUACCCCAAGAGCAAUCCAAACCUAGACUCAGUCUAGAAAAACCAAAUAGCUUGUAUCCAAAUUGGAUUUAUCUUACCAAACGCAGUAGAUGCCAAUUUUGAGUAGAAAUCAAAAGUUUCUUCGUUUUCCUUAAUAUUAUAAAUAUCGAUUUCAAAUAAUAUUUUUAAGCAUAUCUCUAUAGAUAUGGACAUUAAAUUUGGUGUACUCAUUUAUUUGGAUACCUCAUUCAGCCUAUAAUAGAAAAGCAAAUUAUUAAUAAACGCAUACAAUCUAUCGGUUAUACGAUUUAUGCCUUAAAUUUAAUAAGGAUCGGAGCAUAAACUUUUUAUAUGGUUCGAGUUUUGCCUGGGCUGGUUUUGGUUAACUGUUUGGGUUAAGGACUCGGCAUAUUGUACAUAAAUAAACUUAAAGUCCGGGCUCGAAGCCGUUUUGCAGUCUUCGUUUUGACAUUAAAAACAAUUUAAAAUAAAUUAAAACAACUUUCGAAAGCGUUAUUAUCAAGCUCUUUGAGGUUUUCUAUUAUCUAUCUAUAAAUUUACUGUACCAACUUCUGUGUCUGUCUGUAUCUGUGUGCCUCCUGUCCCACAUUGUCCGUUGUCAGUUGUCAGUUGUCCGUCGUCCGUCGUCCGUCGUCCGUCGGCGAGCACAGCAUCUCAUCGAAGUUUCGAGCCCUCGUCACAGAUCUUCACCGCCAGCAUCAUUAUUUUGAUUGAGAGCGUGGCGGAUCACAGCUACAGCAGCCAGGCGAUGCUGGUCUGUGGAACGCUGACCGGCUAUCUGAUCAUAUGCAGUGUCCUGAGCAUAGGACACUUGGUGGGCGCCAAACAGGACAAGCGCAUCGAUAUACUCUUCACGGUAGCUGGCUGUGUGCUCUUCGUGUCCACCGGCGCCAUCAUACUCGAUCGCUGGAUGAACUGCUAUGAGAUUGCCAGCGAAAAGAACACCAUCUUGGCCUCGGGCGUGUUGGCCUUUGCCACAGCCGCCAUUUUUAUCGCUGACACAUUCAUCAUAUUUCAUGCCCAAUAAAAGUUGCGGAAGCCAAAGCA
Messenger RNA from Drosophila montana, 2573 nucleotides. RefSeq lists its product as uncharacterized. Gene Ontology annotation, biological process: septate junction assembly. Gene Ontology annotation, cellular component: plasma membrane. Bases 2275 to 2553 code for a protein of 92 amino acids. The transcript has 2 exons. NCBI's taxonomy places the organism in Eukaryota, Metazoa, Arthropoda, Insecta, Diptera, Drosophilidae. The record is from RefSeq and is a predicted model, not a curated record.